This is a messenger RNA of Sodiomyces alkalinus F11, 6972 nucleotides long. RefSeq lists its product as hypothetical. The record is from RefSeq and is a predicted model, not a curated record. Gene Ontology annotation, molecular function: cysteine-type endopeptidase activity. Gene Ontology annotation, biological process: meiotic chromosome separation; proteolysis. Gene Ontology annotation, cellular component: centrosome; mitotic spindle; cytoplasm. The coding region runs from base 321 to 6887 and encodes 2188 amino acids. NCBI's taxonomy places the organism in Eukaryota, Fungi, Ascomycota, Sordariomycetes, Glomerellales, Plectosphaerellaceae. The transcript is spliced from 2 exons.
GCCGUGCAGAUAUGACUUUUCGGGACGGAGUACACUGUACUAGGUACCUCGGCGGUUGCCUGAACAACACGGCUCGACGUUGAACGGGCUGGGAUUAUUUGGACCCUACCUUAGUUACUGGGUACCUUAGCUUCACUGCCGCACAAAUUGUCGCGCAGCAGGUGUAAUUACUACUACACAUCUAUUCCGAACACUCAAUUGCUUCACCCACUAGCAGUCUUUUGCUUUCUCUUAAUGGGUCUCCGCCCUGAUAUUGGAAUCCCGUCCCAAGUCUUAUUACGGCAUGCUUAAGACGCGAAUACGAAACAUAAGACAAGCAGAUGACUUCACGGAGCAAAGCCGAGGCUGAGGCUGUCAAAGCAGCUGUGGCAUCGACGUCGACAUGCACGGCGGCUACAGCUGUACUUCUUAAAGAGCUACUCGCCACAAGCUCCGACGAUGGCCAUAACGUGAGCGACACUUCUUCAACGGCGACUACCGCGUCGUCUAGAUCAGCCAAGGCACCUCCUCAACGAACAAAAGCACAAACAUCCUCGACGCGACCCGUCGCCGCCAGUGGUACAAAAGAAGAGCUGUCAGCAAAAGAAAAGGCGAUUUUGGCAACACACGUGGUCAAUGUAGCGUUGAAGGCUCUUUCGGGGGCUUCCAAAUCUCCUCCACCCCCGGCGUCGGGGACAGAACCAAGCGAAGGAGAGCAACCUCAACCGUCGGACAGAAAGUUGCAAAGAUCCAUCUCAAGUCCCGUUAUACCGCUUCAACCAAGAUCCCUGAACCGGGUCUCGACUUCCCCCGUAACAACAAGAACCUCGAAGCCCGCCGCGUCGAGGGUCGCAUCACCGUCCACAACAUGUCUUGCCAUGGUCGAGUGCCUCCGCGCGUCUUUCGCCUGCCUAAGGUCCCUACAAAGUUCAGGAAAAACAUCUCUUCCUCAGGGUCAGAUUGAGGCUGGCAUGUCUUCGUUUGUCGGCAAGAUUAUUGGUCUCGGGCUUCACGAGUUGGCUUUCAAGGAAUUGACCAUCCUUAAGGGAAGGUUGGAGACACUGGGCCAACCCAUCACUCGAACGGCAGACAACCCACAACAACCCACCACUGCGACUGGCAAAGCGAAGGGACUUGCUGCACUGCUCAGCUUCGAGAAGGUUCAUUUCUCCGGCUCGAUACUCGGCCUCGUUAUUACUACCCAGUUGCAGAUUUUACGCCUCAUUGCGGCGUCCAAACAGCCGGCUGUGAUCGAAGCCGCCCUGCCCUUCCUGAGGACGAACUGUCCCUCUUCACCAUCAACCCUCCUGCUUCAAUUCGCCAACGAGUCGAGCCAGAACCGAUCCAAGGCAGCUCGCCAACUCGAGCAGUUAGCUCAACUGAUCCUCUCUCUCCCACCCAACGUAUCCAGCAAAGAUGACGCCACGGCCCAGGAAAGCAGGUUAAGUUGUUCCCCCGAAUGUGCUAUCGAGCUCCACGCCACAGGUUUCGAAUGUCGACUACACUGGUGGGCGCUCGCUGGUCACCAGGCCGACAUCGAAGGCGAUCUUCUGAGCCCACUUUCGAGAUGCUUUGCAGCGCUCGCUCGCAGGUGUCAAACCCCAACCAGGACGACUUGUCAGAUUUGCGCCGACGCAUAUCUACGACUCAACUCCGUCAUCGAAGAGAAGCAAUAUACUCAACCUCCCACCACAGCACGGUCGGCCCUCACAUCGAUCCACCAGACUCUGGGCACCGUGGCACAGAAAGCGCGCCUGCAUGCGGAGGCAGCGGCAUGGAUCUCCAAGGUCAAGGCUUGCAUCCUACCCGAACGCGAUUCAGCCGCCAAAUGCUGCGGCAUUGCCGGACAACUUCUGGCCGUGGUAGCCAAGCAAGACCCCCUCCCCGUCGAGCAGCUCGAUCUCCUUCUUCAGGAGGUUCUAGGUGGCUUACAGGGAUCCCUCAAGGGCGACACUGCCGAGUUGGAGGAGCUGAUGGUUCAUCUAACCGCCGCGCGGAGAUCGGUCGUGGGCGUUCUCAUCAACCGAGAGAGGAAGGGCGGAAAGCACUACGACGACAUGCCCGACCGCGUUUUCGAAUCUUGCACCAGGCUCGUCCUUCAGUUUCCCCGUUUCUCGGUGCGGUGGAUUGGCAAACCGCCGGGCCGGGAUGCAGAACCGAAACGCAUCAUACGCUAUGAGCAACGACGGCAGCUCCUUCUCGCAUCUGCGACACAGAUCCUGGAUUCGGCGCUUGUCGUAGUCAAGUCGAAAAUCGAAGAGGGCAGCAUCCUCUGGGAGGAACUCGACCUUGCGCUUCAGGAUUGCCUCUCCCUGCUCGAGGCCGUGGGCGAACCACCCAACGCCCCCACGACGAAAAGCGAUCCCGCCAGCACCUACCAUGUCAAAGUUUCGCAGCUAUACUUUAUGUUCGCCAGUGUUUUACAGCGGAAGGGGGAGAAGGAAGAUGGCAAAUGCGUUUUGCGGGCCCUAAAACGCUCCAUUGACGCUGUUCGGGACCGGUCGAACAAGGAAAAGGAGAGGGCGCAGCUCAUCAAGAAGUUGGAGAGAAUGUCGGAUCUUUGUAGGACGGCUGGACGGCUGAGCGAUGCCCGUGAGGCUCUCAAAUCGAUUUGCACUCGCAUGGUUGAGGACGGCAUCCUCGCCGCUGUUGCCAAUCGCCUCAACCAAGAACCUCCCCCCAUCGCCUGGAACGCCGACCCGAAGACCGAAACGCUUUCUAGGACCCUGGCGGCCAUGGCUAAGCUCGACCCGUCCUGGAGUGAUUGGACUUUUUUUCUCGCUGAUCUCGAGAGGGCUGCGGUGUUGGAGCACUUGAUACAGAUCAUUCUUGGCGACGCUUCGCAGGGCUCCCAAUCGGACCUCCCCGACUCGGCCACGGAUACGCUUCUGCGUCUUUAUUCUACGGAGCGAUUCCCCGUUCGCAGAUUGCGGGUCCUCGUGCAGCUCUUGACUCUUCGUGUUGGAGACGCCCAGCGGUUCCGGGAGAUCCAAGACCAAGCAGAAGCAUCAUUGCAGGCUUGUCAGAGCAAAGUGCUCGGCGAGGACGCCGGUCUGGUGCGAUACGUCCCGUACCUUCGAACCUACUUGAAGUCAUUGACGGCUUUGGUCGAUUCUGAAGCGUGUCUUCAACUGUCCGAGCUGCAAGAUGUCAUGUCCUCCUGGCGGGCCCUAUUCGCCCAAUGCAAGUCGAAGGCAGACGUCUCUGCCCGCGUUGACAACCCGGAGCAGCUGAUGCGGCAUCUCGAGUCGCUUGCCCAGUUUGCCAACCUGAAGGGCGAAGACUCGCUUCAACUGUCGGCUCUGGAGCUCGCGGCCGACGUCUCGCGGAUGCUGCUGUCCGAUAGCUCUGCCGAUUCGGCACUUCGCAGCCACAGUGCUCUGGCGGAUCACUAUGUGUCCCUGGGUUGCGAAUCGAAAGCCCACGACGUGCUGUCCAGGUUGUCUGAACUGGAACGGCCAGAUGAGGCCGAGUUUGAUGCUGCGUGGGCAAGCUUCCAAUUGUCGACGGUAGAGUAUCAACUGGCUAUGCAGAAGUACAACGAGGCGGAAUCGACUCUUUCUCUCGCGCAGCGUGCCUACGAGAAGCAGCCGAACCAGAAGAGCCCCGCCGGCCUACAGAGGAAGCUCCUUGUUGCUCGUGCCGGUCUGCUCUAUACGUUCCUUGCCCUGCACAAGGGGGAGCCACACCAAGCACUGGUAUAUGCGAGAAAUAGUGUUCGCUUGCUGUAUCAUUACUGGACCAAACUGGAAGCUCGCGCGCAGCCGUCUGAGAGCCAUCAGUCAUUGCAUUAUUCGUCUUCCAUCUUUGAGCAAAGCACGCUACAACACUCGCAAGCCAGUGUUCUCCAGCUCUCGGAUGGCCCUGACUACUGGGCUCUUGCCGGUGCUCUACUGCGCAGCCUCCUCCGCCUUUCUGCCAUAUACGUGCACAUCGGCAUGUUCCAGGAGACAUUAUAUUACGCCGAGAAAGCUCUCCAAAUCGCGGACGGGAUCAAUUCAUCUACCCACAGAAUACAGGCGCAAAGCUGGAUUGGCUCUCUCUGGAUCAGGGCCCAUCAACCACAAAAGGGAUUAGAUUUUCUCUCGCACGCCAGGGAGGCCAUCUUCUCCCAGAAACCCACGCGACGCGCCGUGCAGCUUGCAUGCGAGCUAAGUGUCUCCUACGGGCUGGCCAGAGACCUAGCCAGCGAGUCGCAGUUGAUUGAAUCAGCCGAGGCCAUGCUGAGAGAACUGGAGCCGGAAGACGACACGUGCUUGCCCGUAGUCAAGUCGGCUGGGGCCGAAGCUGUCACCGAGAAGAUGGAGAAGCUAACGCUCAAGGAGACGGCAACUCGCACGACGAGGAAGACCAGGGCGACUGGACCGACGACGAGGAUGGCGGCGACGAUGAGGAUGACGAGGGCAAAGGAACAAAACGUUGCAGCAACUACGGCGGGCCGGUCUACCCAGAAGACUACCUCGGGCAGGACCAGAGGUAAAACGGCAAAGGCGGCGGUCACGGUCACGGUCGCGGCCGCGGCCGCCACUCCAGACGACGACGCAGCUCCCACCUUGCCGCCACCCAUACUCAUCAGCAAGGCUCUGGUGCUUCUCGACCGAAAGGAAUGGACUACUGCUCUGGCCUUACUCGAGGAAUCGCAGCAGGUGCCGGCGGGGUUGAGGAAGUCACUGGAAGUCCAGGUGCACAAAGGUAUCUGCCUGAUCGGGCAGAGCUUGGAUCAGAUGACUCGCGACCCGGUCUUUGCCGUUGUUCAGGAUUCGACAGUUUCAUUUCCAUCCGUUUCUGCGGUGGCAAGUUCAGAGAAGGCUGCCGUUGGUAUGGCGGCGGCGACUGUCGUGUCCCCCGUCGCCCGAAAAUCUCGCGGAAGGGCUGCCGCUGCUGCUGCCGCCGCCGCGGCCGCUAAUCGGUCGUCGAAAGAGGGCGUUGCUGGUUUCGCGGAAAUCCUGCAGCAGGCUCUGGCGUGCCUGUCAGAUGCGCACUCCAUGGCGGUCGUGGCCGGGGACGGCAGCCUGGUGCAUCGUAUUUCGGCGCUGCUUCAGCACGCCACCAUCCUGCUCUCGGUCGCCUCGCCACCCGGUUGGAAAGGAACACCAUACAUGGGGUUUGCUACCUGCUCGAUGGAGGUCGCCAGAAACGUGACGUGGAAGCGCGAAGUGAAGACCAUCGCGACCGAACAGGACGCGUCUCGGCCGAACGACAUGGCCUGGCCCGAGGCGCUGGCGCUCGACGAGGCCCGUCGCCUGAGCUCCGGCGUCGCGAAUGACGUGGCCGGGUUUCAGCGCGACUACAUCGACAUUCUCCCCUCGACGUGGAGCGUGAUCUCGGUGUCGCUGAGUGAGAACCGGCACGACCUUUGCAUCACCAAGCUUCAGGCGGACCACAGCCCAUUCGUCCUGCGGCUCCCUCUGGAGCGGGCCAUCUCCCGAGACGCGGAUAACGACGUCUUCAGCUUUGAGCAUGGCCGCGCGGAGCUCAUGGAAAUCAUCCGCCUCACCAACGAGAGCUGUCACGAUAAGCGCGACUGGUCCGUCAAAGGAGCCAAGACAGCUUGGUGGCAGGAGAGGGAGGGGCUCGACAAGAGACUGCAGCAGCUCCUGGAGAACAUGGAGCAGGUCUGGCUCGGCGGAUUCAGGGGGAUUUUCUCCCAGCACCAGCGGCGGGCGGAUUUGUUAGCCAGGUUCCAAAAGUCCUUCCAGAAUAUACUGGGCAAGAACCUUCCAUCCCGGAGGCAGGUGGCGGGGAGGAAGGUGAACAAGGCGCCCAAAAUCACGCUCGACUCGCGGAUCCUCGACCUCUUCAUUGGGUUGGGUGACCCGACGGCGACGGAGGAUGACGGCGACUUGGAAGAUGCUCUGACCGAUUUGUUGUACUUCGUCGUCGACGUGCUUCAGUUUCACGGGGAGAGGAACGCGUACGAUGAGGUCGAUUUCGAUUCGAUGGUCAUAGAGACCCAGGACGCCCUGCACGCCUACCACACGGCGGCCAAUGGUUCCCAAGGACCGACGGAAGGGGCGCACACGAUUCUCGUGCUCGACAAGGCACUUCACGCUUUCCCUUGGGAAUCCCUGCCGUGCAUGGACGGUCUGGCGGUGUCUCGAGUCCCUUCGAUGGCUUGCCUGCGGAGGCUCGUUCGGGAACGGGAGUCGGGCGCUGCGGGUGCGGGUGCGGGUGCGGGUGCGGGUGCGGGUGCGGACGGGGCCCAGAAGCAGCAGUCAUGCAAGGACGAUCCGGCGCACGGCCACACGGUCUCUCCGGAAAACGGAACGUACAUUCUCAACCCGGGCAACGACCUGCCCAACACGCAGGCGACGUUCCAGAAACCGCUGCAGGCGACGCUGGGCCGGACGUGGACGAGCAUCGUGUCGCGGGCCCCCUCGGAGGAGGAGUUUGAGCGGACGCUCCGGGCGUCGGACAUUCUGCUCUACUUUGGGCACGGCAGCGGAGCGCAGUACGUGCGCAGCAAGACGGUCCGACGGCUCGGGAAAUGCCGGGCGACGGCGCUGCUGAUGGGCUGCAGCUCGGCGAGCCUCACGGACGCGGGCGAGUUCGAGGUCCACGGGCCGGUGUGGAACUACAUGAUGGCCGGGUGUCCGGCGGUGGUGGGCACGUUGUGGGACGUGACGGACAAGGACAUUGAUCGGUUUGCGGGGCAGAUGUUUGAGGAGUGGGGGCUGGUGAAGCGCGGCACGUUCCCGACGGACAAGUGGACCGAGAAGAGGAGAAGAGGAGGAGGAGGAGGAGGAGGAGGGCGAGGAAGGGAGACAGAGGAGGGGUCGACAUGCCUCGUGGAGGCUGUGGCGCGCGCAAGGGAUGCUACCCGAUUUAGGUAUAUCACUGCCGGUGCGGUCUGUGUUUAUGGUAUCCCGGUGUACAUUCGCAAGAACGGAGGAGUAGGAGGGGAGUGACGGUGGUUCUGGAGUCAUGAUGGUGGAACGAUAAAGCCAUUUUGCAUUGCUUCGGCGUUGGGCGAGUUUGGUUCAUAGCCUGGCG